Messenger RNA from Amoebophrya sp. A120, 6034 nucleotides. The record is from the annotation of a GenBank genome assembly. NCBI's taxonomy places the organism in Eukaryota, Dinophyceae, Syndiniales, Amoebophryaceae.
AUUAUUUUCAUUGUUUUCGUGUUUCGGUAAUGAAUGUUGUACACGCAGCAAGGGAAAAAAAAAUCCAAAUCGAGCUCAACACCGGAGGUUACUGCAAACAAAAAUGAUCCAAAAACAAAUCGGGAGGUUGCAAGAAGCCUAGUCAAUUGCGAUAAUUAUGCGAGUUUCAGACCAUGAUUUUGUAGAGAAUUUGAAGUUUUUUUUUGUAGCAUUUGGAACCAUAGUGCGCAGCCGCACCUGCAGAGAAUCUGACAUGUUCAUCAAUUUAUCAACAUCACUACAGGUCCCGAAAUUUGCUCUACCCUCUCCCUCCAGAACUACACCACAAAUCAUUCUAUCCAUUCGAUAUAAUACUGCUACACGACUUCCCCGCCAUAAUUUUUUCAAGACUGCUGUUGUGGACCACCUAAGCGUCAAAAUCUUUUUUUUGCCCAAUCAAUAAUUAGAGCCGCAAGAGGAGCAGCCUGCCGCGGUGCAGUAAAAGAACGAAGGCAUGAUAGUAGUUGCAGUUUUUUAGGCAAACAAGAGUAAAAAUUGAAGACUGUCGCUGAAGAUAAAGUAAAUUUUUGCUCACAUAAUUAUAUUGUUUGACGUUGUGUUUGAUUGUCAUAUCAAGUAGCUGCGCCUUGCUGUAGUACAGUAAAAAAACCUACCAAAAAUGACGAAUACCACCUACCGCCGUUCCCGGAGAUCGUCGCGGUUACGAAGUCGGAAAGUACUCGAACAGCGUUCUUCUCCCGCUCUUCACGGAAGGACGACAACCAAGCGGCGGAGAAGUACUAGCCGGAUCAACAAACGUAGGGAAAAGGAAAGUAAAAACUACUUCGAACCUGCUAGAAGUUGUACAACUCGACGUCCAGGCGGCGACAUGAAGGAGAUGAAGCAGCAGCAGCAGAAACAAGGUGCAUCUACAUCCUGUAGUACAGCUGGCGCGAGUUGUUCUAAUCCACCCACGACAUCCUCGAGCGAGCACGAUAAUCAUAGCAGGAGUCGCACGUCUACCGUGAUACGAAGAGGGCGCGACAAAGGAAAAUCUUCGAAUUAUACUACUAGCGGGAGAGUAGAACUACUAGUACCGGCUGCAAAUAAAAACCAGAAUAGCCUCGUGGUCCACUACCCCGGUACACGAGAUGAUUCUGAAGGUCAGGAAGAACAUCUACCCAACAAGUUCUUAUACAAGAACUUCACCGACGUCCAGUCCCCCGCGGGCGUCCUCGCCUACCACCGGCAAAAGGCUGCUGCCGCCAAGGAUGCGUCGCCGCUGCUGGUGGUCCCGAGAUGUGAGGACGACAAAAAUCAACAUCAUCAAGCAAAUUUCUAUCGCACGGAGGAGUAUCGGCAGAGUGUGUUCAACGUUUUGAUGCCCAAGACGAUAUCAACCAGUGCGACGACGUCGCAGCAAAGGACUGAACCCAGCAAGAACACCGGAACCGAAACCAGUAGUAAUCCGACGGUGAUUUUCCUGAUGGGGUUGCCCGGUGCCGGGAAGAGCACGUUCAAGGAGAAAUUGUUCUUUCGGAGUUGCAGUGGGGAAAAGGAAGAUGAGAAUCAAACUCCCCAAGUACUAGAACAGCCAAAAAUGAAGCAGCUCCUCGACCUCGAUGACUUUGUCCAGGAUGAACCUCCACUGCUCAACAAUGUUGGCACAUCAACUACAACUCUUGACGCUGACCGCGUCAUGGAUUUAUUCGAGCAGGAAGUGAUGCACAACUUACGGAACAAUAUUAAAGUGGAAAAUAACAUCAAAAUUCCGGUGCUAGAGCAGCUACAAAGCAACAAUUCUUUCCUGAACCUCGAGCCAGACCGGCUGAAAAAGCAUUUACGGGACAGACUGGCUCUGCAGAAGAAACAAGCGAAGUUAUUUCGGAAAGAACAGCGGAAAAGGCGGGGACGUAGCAGAGCACAAGGAACUAGUGAUGCUCGCAAAAACAGGUCCUCGUCCCGUUCCUGCGCCAGAUCUAAAGGAGCUGCUUCCCGAUCACCCCGAUCGCGCAGUCGGGAGGAACGGCGGAAUAACAACUCCUCCUGCAGCAGUUCGUCCCGUGGUAAAAAAACGAGAGGCGGCGGUCGUAGAGAUGAUGAUGUAGAAGACGAUUUUCACUCCGCAAGCGACCACGACGAACUCGACGAUGCCGACCUUGGGAACAUCCACAGCCUGUCCGUGCGGGCUUCCGUCGGGCUAUUCGAGCAGCUACUGGAGGAGAGGGUAAAUUUCGUUUACGACGUGUGCGGCGAUAACUGGGGGUAUAAUUAUUUUUGAAUGUGUAGUCUUUUGGCAUGCAUAACCAUAAUCUACUCAAUCUGCCUAAUGGAAGGCGCUCGAAAAUAAAUCUGAUGUCCUUUUGAUCACAUACAUAAUUUUUCCCACCUAUCAGUCCUCUCCCACAACCCAACCGCCUCCGCUCGCUGCAGCAGUCCAUUCGCCGGGCCGGCCGGGCCUGCUCGAUUGACUAACUAAGAUGGGCGAAGGCUGCAGCUGCGGGUUUCGACUAGCGGGUUAAUCUAGUUUGCUGUAAUGUAAUUGUCACAUUUAUCUAUGAGGGAGAACUACCACAUGCAAGAUACUAAACAAGCAAGAAUGAAUGCCAAAUAUUUCGUCCGGUUUCUCAUGUAGAAGAAGCAAAACAUGGUUUAUUUUUUUGUCCCCAAGUCUCAACAACAAACGCAAACCACACAAUAAUAUCGAUCACAGGUGGAUGCUGGACCGCAUCGAGCACGCCAAGCACUUAAACUACCACAUCGACUUGAUUUUCGUAGACACUCCGGUUGAGGUCUGUCUGUACCGGAACCGGCUGCGGAAGUGCGGCUACAGCUACCAGGACAUCACCAACCACUGGCGCAACCAGUACGACAAAUUUGACGACGUCAGAUCCGAGAAGUCUCGAUUCGAAAAGUUCAAGGAAUACAAUGAGGGCUGUGGGGCGGACGAGAUCUGUUUGUUGAACAAGGAAGAUUUGGGAAAGUACAGCUACCGGUGGACGGAAAGGAACUACCUGAACGGGUUGGAACAUUUGAAGGUACAGGACAAAAUGCUCGAGCAGAAGGAGAAACUUCGGGACCAGAAGGAGAACAUUCUGAGGGUAGUACAGCAGCAUCACAGCAGUGACGGUGGCAAGAACCACACUUCAUCUGGCGGUUCGAUUUUGAGCACAACAACCUCGGCGAACUCCAGUCCGACCGACAAUCCGGAAGAACAAGUAGACUGUAUUAAUCAGGAGGUGACAAAGAAGAUGCGGAACAUCAAUUGUUCAUCAUCCUCCAAACGAAGAACGCCGGAGCGCAACUUCGUCCCAGAGGAUAUCAUUCUCGAAAAAGCGGAGUACAUACUAGAAAGUUUCCAGAAACUUUGCCAAGCUAGUGAACAAGCGGGAAAGAAGAACUUUUUGUUCCGUGCGGUCGUGUGGGUGCCGUAUGAGGAGGUGGUUUUAUUGGCGCAAGAACACGACAUAGAGCAGCAGCAGGAAAAAAUUAUCGCGCAGACCGACGAAGAUGGGGGAAAACAAACCAAAAUCAAAGCCAAAACCCGACCUAACAUCAACGUCAACCUGCAGCAGGAGUACCACCGGGCGAAACUCGAUCAGUACUUGUAUCCCAGUCCGCGGAUCGAAACCGCGCUCUUUACCGACAAGCUGUAUGGGCUUCCCCCAAGCGGCACGAACUUGGAUUACGACAAAAUGAUAUACGCAACGGCUGACGGCGCGGGAGAUCAUGAUGGUCGUGCUGACACGGAGAUGUUGAGCAGGACCAGCGCAACUACAUGCCUCGACGGAACAACCAACACCAACCAAUCCCGUGCGCAGCAACUCCAACUUCUCUUCCCCAGAGUUCUCCGUCUAAACCAUUGGAAACGGGACGAAAAAGUUUACAAGGCGAAGCAGGACCGCAUGAGGUGGAUGGAUGAUGAAAACGGGAAGAAAUCCAGGGAGGACGUGAUCGUCGAGGAGCUGUUUUCUUACCACAGACUUCUGAAGCACAACAAAUUGGUGAAAACCCGCAUGAUCUACGAUUUGAACAACGGGUUUACCUCCGGACCGAUGUACGUGUUGGAAAAAAACAUGUUCCCCUACUUGAUGCCGCGGAACGUAGAGCACUGGACUUUGUGGAAGUAUGAUCCGUAUUGCGACGCUCUCGACCGAUUCGGGUCAAUCUGCGACAACACGACACCGGACAUGUGCCACCAGGAGAUCUGUGACGUCAUCCGGGAGUGGCUCUUCAGUUGGUACGUAUUUGGGAAGGAGGGGGCGACAGCCUCGACUAGCAGCUCAACAUCUCCGCUUCAGCUGCCGCUGAUUCCCGCAUUUGACGGCGGCUCGCUGUCUUCAGUACAACAAGAUCAUGAAAGAAAUAUUAAAACCAGCAGGAAUAAAAACAACAGCAAAGAUAGAUCCCCGAGGACGGUGUGCCAGAAACAACUUUCGCAGUACGGCGACGCGCAGAUCCGGCGGAAGGCGUGGAAGCACUUCGAGGCGAUUCGGCACCCGGAAGAGAUCAUUUUGAAGUACGGGGAGAACGAGAAAGGGGUGAUAAGCUCUUCCUCCUCCUCUAACCCAUCGCGGUCAAGAACCACGACUACGAAAGGACCUCGCGGUCACUAUGCCAGCAGUGGUCGGGACGAUGACGAUAGAGAUGAACGAUCUUAUCGAGGCAGGAAAACGAAGACCCGCAGCCGCAGCCGCACGCGGAGGGGUAGAAGUUCCAAGCGAGAAGGUGUAGAUGAUGGAAAAGAUCGCCGAAAUAAAAAUUUGAUGUCCAACCACAACGAGCGGCGUGACAUGUCCUACGACGACCGUAUUAGCUUGCUGAAGAAGCUUUUUCCAAAAAGCAGCGUGCCGCGGCUGGAUAAAAUGGUGAAGUCCUGGAAUUACGACGAUAACCAGUCGCGGCGGACGAUCGGCAUCCCCCACAUUCACAUCUACUUGAACUACGGCGAGUUAGACAUGUACAACUGCAAUGCGGCGUCGAAAGAGGGUGGAUACGCGACGAAUUAUAAUGCGGAUAGUCAGAAACAGAAUCUGCUACAGGGACGACAAGAAGGGAACAAAGAAAACCGCAUCGAAAACAAAGAUAAUUUCCUCUACCCCGGCCAAGAGCUGCUCGAUAUUCUUCUGCAUGAAACCGAAAAGUGCGAAGAGAAAGACCGGCGGGAAAAACGACCCCUAGACGACCAGGAUGUGUUCGAAAUCGAAGAGCAAAGGGCGCUGGACGAGGAACGCGAAGAACGCGACAAUUACAGCGACGGGGGGAGGAGAAGUUUCGAUGAUAGAUAUGGAGAGCACUCCAAGUAGAAAGAGGACAUUGCGGAGGUCUCGCAGAAGAAGAAGACUUCUCUGUUGCAAUGCGAGUCGUGCGGAAUGAAUCAUUCGGAGAAGAAAGUAGCUAUAGCAUCUUGUUUUUAGUGUGCUGGUUUUUGUGAUUAUUUUGGGAUGAUUUUCUGCCACGUGCCGAAGAACAGAAAUAACGUACUCUUUUCAGAAUAAAUCGACCUAAUUAUAUCGAUAUCAUCUCUGUCAUCAUUUACAAAACAGGUUCGACUGUCAGAUCAGCAUGGUCUUCGUGUGCUGCUGCAACGAGGAAGGAUGGGAGGAUCGAUUGAAGACGGACGACAAAUUUUGCCGUCGUACGUGUACUUACAUCGCAAAGACCACCUCCACGAGGACGAGGUGACUACAACAGUUUUCGACCCCACCACGCUCCGGCCAUACCAUAGGCAUAUAUGGAGAGAGAAUCGGCUGCGCCGUUUUUCUGGGCAGCGGCGCGGGUUCUUCAUUUUCAAUAAAAGCGAAAAUGGGUCGGGUCCGAGGCUGUUUAGAAGUGGGACAAUUACACAGGAGGAAAAAUGGCUGAACGAGAAGAACCAUAGUAGUUCUUGCACGCGACGACCAAAGAAAUUUUUUCAAAAACAGCGACAAUUUCAUACUUACAAAGUACUCUUACAGCGCAAUGAAAAGCCACUUCUUCUUGUUCCGCUAAAGGACCGACCACCCCCGCGGGCUUGCUUGCUCAAGGCAGGGGCUGGAGGAUAUUCCUGUGCCAC